UGCUUAACAAACUAGGGUUAUAAUAAUAUAACCUUUGUUUUCUCUUAAUAAUUAUUAUGUUAUAUGUGUGUUUUAGCUUUACCUCCAGACGUUAAGAAAGUGAUUGUUGGGGAAGAGGAGCAGCAGAAGUUUAGCUCCAGUGUGGACCAGGAGGAGCCCGAGCCCCCCCUACACAUUAAAGUGGCAAAAGAGGAGUGUAUCUCCAGUGUGGACCAGAAGGAGCUAGCGCCCCCUCUAAACAUUAAAGAGGAACAGGAGGAGUGUAGCUCCAGUGUGACCCAGGCGGAACCCGAGCCCCCCCCACACAUUAAAGAGGAACAGGAGGAACCGUGGUGCAGUCAGGAGGGAGAGCAGCUUCAAGGGCUGGAGGAGGCUGAUAUCACCAAGUUCCCAUUCACUCCUGUCCCUGUGAAGAGUGAAGAUGAUGAAGAGGAAGCUCAGUCCUCACAGCUUCAUCACAGACAAACUGAGGAGAACAGAGAGGCACAACCUCAGUCAGGCUCAAACUCUUUGAAAGAUGAUUCAAGAUGUAAGAAAAGAUUUAGCUGCUCUGAGUGUGGGCAAAAAUUUUGUUUAAAGUCACAUCUCAACAAACAUAUGAUAAGUCAUACAGGAGAGGAUCCUUUCAAUUGCUCAUUUUGUAAGAAAUCUUUCACACAGAUUGGAAAUUUACGGGCUCACAUGAGAAUCCACACAGGAGAAAAACCUUUCAGCUGCUCUGACUGUGGUAAAGCUUUUACUGAAAGUGGACACCUGAAGAGACACAUGAGAACUCACACAGGAGAAAGACCUUUUAGCUGCUCUGUUUGUGAGAAAUCUUUUACACAAAGAGAAAAUUUACGGUCACACAUGAUGACUCACACAGGAGAAAAGCCUUUCAGCUGCUCUGAGUGCGGCAAAUGUUUUAUAGAAGGGGGAACUUUACGGAAACACCUUAGAACACACACAGGAGAAAAACCGUUUAGCUGUUCAGUUUGUGAAAAAUCUUUUACAACGAGUGAAGGUUUUCAGGCACACAUGCGAAGCCACACAGGAGAGAAACCUUUUAGCUGCAUGGAGUGUGACAAACAAUUUAGUCUUAAUAAACUUCUGACAAGACACAUGAGAAUUCACGAAGGAGAGAGACCUUUCAGCUGCUCAGUCUGUAAGAAAUCUUUUACACAAAAUGGAAAUUUAAGAAUACACAUGACCAUCCACACAGGACAGAGGCCGUUUAGCUGCUCAUUCUGUGAGAGAGCUUUCACAGCAAGAGGAGGUUUGGAGAAACACAUGAGAAUCCACACAGGAGAGAAGCCGUUUACCUGCUCCGUCUGUAAUAAAACCUUUAUAGAUAAAGGAACUUUAAAUAGACACAUGAGAGUCCACAAGGGACAAGAUCGUGUCUGCAAUUUGGGAUGUGGUGUUGGUGACAAACCAAUUAGCUGCUCUGAGUGUGGGAGAAGAUUUUGGACCAAGCAAAAUCUGAAGAGACACAUGAGAACUCAUACGGGAGAGAAACCUUUCAGCUGCUCAGUCUGUAAGAAAUCUUUUACAGAUAGCGGAAAUGUACGGAGACACAUGACAACUCACACAGGAGAGAGACCAUUCAGCUGCAGUGUCUGUCACAAAACAUUUGGCUGGCGUUCGCAGGUCAAAACACAUAAAUGUGUUGGUCGUCAGUCGUCACAGCUUUAUCAGAGUCAAACUGAGGAGAAGAGAGAGGCGGAGCCUCCAGCCAGCAGACAAACUCAACACAUGGAAACAGAAGCUGAUGGAGAGGACUGUGGAGGACCAGAACCAGCCAGGAACUCUCAUCCUGAUCCAUUCUUACAACCAGAGACUGAAGACCAGACUGGAGACUCUGCUGAACCUGAGACUGAUGACAGUGCUGAUUGGAAGGAGACCAGAGAACCUCAGUCAGCUUUAAACUCUCUGAAACAUGAUUCAAGAUGUAAGAAACCAUUCAGCUGCUCUGAGUGUGGGAGGAGAUUUGGCAACAAGUCACAUCUGAAGAGACACAUGAUAACUCACACAGGAGAGAAACAUUUCAGCUGUUCCGUCUGUAAGAAAUCUUUUGGAUUGAGUGAAAAUGUCCGGAAACACAUGAGAAUCCACACAGGAGAGAGGCCGUUUAUCUGCUCCAUCUGUAAGAAAACUUUUAGAGAUAGUGGAACUUUAAAUAGACACAUGAGAAUCCACAGGUGACAGAAGCCGUCUGUUUAAGUGACAUAUAAAACAGCAUGAACCUUGUUCAUUUUGGUUUGUUUCUUAGUUUUUUUAUUAGUCGUUCGUUUUCUCUGCUUUAAAGUUGAUAUUUAUAACCCUGACAGCUAGCGUUUGAGAUGGUUAUUGCAGUUCAAAUUCAAAAUAUUGGAGAGAGCCGGCCCCUCCUGCACAGACCGGCAGUUCACUGGGGGUUGCCAGGUUUAGAACACUAAAACCAACAUCCCACACUGUCUGUGUGUCUGGUAGUUGGCUAAUAUAAGUCUAAUUACCCGGCUGACAGCUGUCUUUUAUUAUCUAAACGCAACUACAACCGCUAGAUAGACCACAAUAUGGUGAUUCUCUGUACCCGACUAACAGCCCCCCUUUCCCAGCUUAAAAUUACUGCAAAAACCGCUCAAAAGACCGCAACCUCGAUUUUCCUUGACAAGUUUCCAAACCCUAUUAUAUAUAAUAUUUAUAUGUUCUAUAUUUGAAUAAAUAUACAGUCUUUUUUCCAUAGGGUAAUAACUUGAUGUAAAUGUUUAUGUUGUUGCAUGAGCUACAAAAUAAUUUACUUAAAGCAGCUUUACCCAAGUAACAAGUCCGGCUACCCGGUUGUUUUACAAAGUUAAGUUGCAUGUUUCCAUUAUGAGGAAGUCAGCUUGUAGUUCCUGUCACAUGUCUGCCACGUUUACCAGCUGUGGCCAACGUGCCCACUCCCCCAUUAACGUUAACGGUUAGCGCAUGGU
Molecule: messenger RNA, 2933 nt
Organism: Etheostoma cragini (Arkansas darter)
Lineage: Eukaryota; Metazoa; Chordata; Actinopteri; Perciformes; Percidae
Product: gastrula zinc finger protein XlCGF57.1-like
Exons: 3
Coding region: 64-2184 (706 amino acids)
Biological process (GO): negative regulation of transcription by RNA polymerase II; regulation of cytokine production; regulation of immune system process
Molecular function (GO): DNA-binding transcription factor activity, RNA polymerase II-specific; RNA polymerase II cis-regulatory region sequence-specific DNA binding
Source: RefSeq, a predicted model, not a curated record